UCGUCCGCAAAUGUCACUUUUCGUUUCCUUUCCCGGCGUAUCGGCGAAAUUUUCCAGAAACAACAAAAAAAAAAGUACUCCCCUCUGUAACAAAAAUAUUAAUCAUCAUGGUCUGGAAUUGAACAGUGUUUGCUAAAAUUAGAAAACCGGGGGAACUGUUGUUUUGUCUUGCUUCUGUUGUUGCUGAUCAGUUUCUGUUGGAUGAGUGUUUGAUAGUUUUUACGUUGGGAUCGUGUUCGGAAACGUUGCACAAAAGAAAUUGCUUUCAGUUAAUUUGAAACUAUUCUAAUUAUUCGUUUUGUUGGGUUAAAGUUUUUAUUGAAAAUCAACCAGUUGUAAAUAGUGUAAAAUAAGCCAGUUACAAAUCGGUGUUAUUUAUAAAACUUGAAUAUGCUAAGUGUUUGAAUGUACAUACAAAAAUCGGAACUCUAGUUCAAAUACAAAAAAAAAUCAAGGAACAAAAUCCAUCAACUAAACGUUUUUCUGAUUGGUGAAGUGAUCAACUACAACACAUCAGGUGUAAAUAUUUCAACUUUCUAUGAAAAAUGGACAACUGAAGACAUCAUUUUAAGAUGCUUUUUGAAGCAGUUCACAACGGUGAUUUGGACCGGAUUUCCAAUCUACUGGACAGCGGAACCGAUGUCAACGAACGGGAUGAUAAAUUUUUCAAUACAGCCCUGCAUCGAGCGAUCUUCGCCAAGAAUAACCGGAUAUCGUUGAUCGAUUUGCUGAUUUCCCGUGGGGCCGAUUGUAAUGCCCUGAACAGAAAAGCUCAAACUCCAUCGGAGUUUGCCCUAGAAACCAAGCAGCAUGAUUUGGCCAAACACAUGAUCCUGCGGGAAACGGAACAACUCAACGGGGACGAUCACCUGGCGUACUACUUCCUGAUCCGGCGAGGCAAUCUGCAGCUGUUCGAGUUUCUCAUCACGAUCAAACAGCUCAACUACGAGCACGAAAUGGUCGUCAUUGCGCGAGCUUACGCGGAACUUCGACUCCGGAACGUACCGCUCAAGGAACACAUGGAGAAUUAUUUGAACGAAAUUCUCAUCAACCACGACUAUUGGUUGAUCAAUGACGAUCCCGAGAGCUUCGGUGGGAGCAGCACUUCAACAGAGAACGUUCACCGUAUUCGGGACAUUGUAGAAAACGUCCAGCAUCUUUUAAGCUCAUAUCGUAACAGUAAUAUGGUGGACGUGGAUGGUGUAUUCCUGCUUCGAUUGACACACAUUUUGGAAAACAUAUUCUUCAUUCGUGACACCGACAAAGAGCUCCCUUUGCAGCAGUUGGAAUUUUGCGUCGAGAACGCAGAGACAUCUGGAACACAGGAACAGAAGAAACGUGGACCACCAGUACCAUACGUUUCAAAUGGGCAGUAUCGUUGGAAGCAUGCUAAAACAAAUGCUUCUUGAUGAGGUAAUCACGCA
Molecule: messenger RNA, 1424 nt
Organism: Uranotaenia lowii
Lineage: Eukaryota; Metazoa; Arthropoda; Insecta; Diptera; Culicidae
Exons: 2
Coding region: 573-1409 (278 amino acids)
Molecular function (GO): protein binding
Source: RefSeq, a predicted model, not a curated record